Messenger RNA from Setaria italica (foxtail millet), 615 nucleotides. RefSeq lists its product as uncharacterized. The coding region runs from base 154 to 516 and encodes 120 amino acids. The transcript is spliced from 2 exons. The record is from RefSeq and is a predicted model, not a curated record. NCBI's taxonomy places the organism in Eukaryota, Viridiplantae, Streptophyta, Magnoliopsida, Poales, Poaceae.
UGGCAGGUCUCCUAUGGGGGCCGCGCGUUGUUGAGGAACGGAGCCGCCGAGCCGACGACGUCAACGACGGAGGGCUCGAGGGUGUGGUCUGGGUGUGCUCGAGGGCGAGGCAUCUUCGAUUGAAAAGCUAGCAAGAGAGCAAGCAGGCGAUCGAUGGCCCCGAUGCUGUUCCUGAGCUACCACCAGCUCCACCAGCUGGCGGCGGAGGUGACGCCGUGCAAGGAGGCGGCUGCGGGCGGCUUCCGGAUCAGCCUGAGCAGUGUUCUCUCAAUCCCGAUGUUUGAGCGGCGGCGGGAGGCUGCAGCACCGGCGGUGCGGGCGGAGGGGAAGACAGUGCACGAGCGCGACGCCAGCGAGGACAUCAAGUGGUCGUCGGCUAAUAAGGAGCUGGAAGAGAAGUUCGAGGAGGCGCUGCUGGUCUUCGUGAACGAUCGAAGCGGAGACGCGUGCAUGCCGCCGAGUCGAAGCGAGGGAUUGCGUGCGGAUUGCUUCGUUCUCCUUGUGUUCUCGAGCUAGUAAUAUGUAGAUAAAUUAAAAUUAAUAUGCUAGCUAGCUAACUACUACUCCUGCUUUGUUUUGAAUUCGAUCUGUGCAUAUCCUUCCUGUAAAAUAAUC